UUUCUAAAUAAUGCAAAAAAGUUUUUUAAUUAGCAAAAAGGGGCACGAAAAAAUUUAUUUAGCAAGAUGGGGUACUUUUAGUGGGAUUCGCGAGUUUUGUUGCGUUUCCAUCUAUUAUUCUGAAAAAGGUCUGACUGCGUUGGGAGGUGCAGGGUGAUUGGGGAAAUCAUUGCUUUAUGAUGGUGGGAUUCGCAAGUUUUCUUGCGUUUUCCAUGUCAGGGUGGCAGGUUGCACGUUAUUGGAUUCGCAAGUUUUCUUGCGUUUUCCAUGUAGUUGGAAUGAUGGUCAAUGAUGGUGGCAGGGUGGCAGGGUGGCAGGUUGCACGUUAUUGGUGUCGCGACUUUACCUGCGAAUUCAAGUGCUUUUCAGGUGGCAGUACUGACAUGGAGGGAAAGGAAUGGCUAAGAUUGAAUGCUCAAUUUUUUUUGCGAAUCCAGGAUAUACAAAAUGACAAAAUAAGCGAGAUUGACUGGAUUCUCAAUUAUUUUUGCGAAUUCAAAACACUAUAAGUUAACUCCUGAGCCUCAUAACUUUCUUCUACGAAAAAUACACUUCAAUAUUUUCAAAACUUCAAUCUCCUGCAUUUCAGAACGUUUCUGUAACGAAAAAAACCUUUGCAAUGGAUCAAGUUAUUACUUUUGUGUAUUACGAUGGCAGGGUUGUCCAUGGCGACCAAGGUGCCAUAUUCGAAGGUCGGAGAAGGUCCAUGCAUCUGAAGCGAAACAUUACCUUCGACCGUUUGAAGAAGAAAAUCCACGAAAGGUUGAAGCUGCAAAGGAACCAGAUGAUUUCUAGAGUCAGCUCUAGAUUUAUGACGACACCGAAUCCCAUUUUUUUUACGCAUUUUGAGAUAGUUGAUAAUGUUGAUGUUCAAGUCAUGAUGGAUGCAUUUAGUCAGCAGUCAUAUAUGGUUCAGCUGGAGCUGUAUGUUGAAGUUACUGAAGCUGGAAGUUCAUCAAUGUCAGUGCCGACGUAUCUGUCGUCUACUCAACCGAGACCCACUGAAGACGGUGGUAGACAUGUUGUUGAUGAGGAGCUUCUUGCAGAACCAUAUACUGUGCCUUUUAGCGUUAUGAGUAUUGAAGAGACCAAUAUCGUCGUUCCUUCGGAUGUCGCAGUUAAUUUGGGCGAUGAUUAUGACUACCGCCUUGACAAUGAUAAUGUGGACGGUGAAGUCAUUCCUUCAGACGAUGACCACAAUGAAGAUGAAAGAAUGCAAGAAGGAGGUGACGAGUCUGACACAGACGAUGAGGGAGACCGACACGCUAAUCCUCAGCCUCGGAUGGCACCUCAUCCUGCUGAUCAACCUGCGGCACCAGUGAAUGUCAAUGUUGAAACUCAAGGCCACCCAAACACGGCCCCAUUCUGGAGUGCUUCUUCGCAUUAUACAUAUAUUAACUGGGAUCACCCAGAUGAAGAAACUGAUUUUUAUUCUGAAACGGAUGUGAAUGGAUCAUGGAAGCUAGGUGAUGACUUAUGUAAAGGGUUGAUUUUUGAAAACAAGCGUGCUGUACAGGAUGCCUUGUUACACUAUUGUUUUAGACUAAAUCAAACUUAUAAGAUGAGUGAAUCCAAGCCAGAGUACUUUACUGCAAAGUGUCAGAAAUCCGUAGAUGGCUGCCCGUGGAGGAUAAGGGCACAUCUAUCCAAGAAAAUUGGUAAAUGGAUCAUAUCCAAAUGGGGGGGUUCGCAUACGUGCUUAAAUGCGAUGACUUCUCAAGACCACAAGAAGAUGACGUCCACCUUCAUGUCCAACUACAUUCUUGGCAUGGUAAGUGCCCAACCAACUAUCCCUAUUUCCCUCAUACAAGAGAGGAUAAGUGGUCAACUCAAUUAUAUGGUGUCAUACUUUAAAGCUUGGAAGGCGAAGCAAAAAGCACUUGCUCGCGUGUUCGGUGAUUGGGAGGAGUCUUACGACCUGCUCCCUAGGUGGUUGGAAUAUAUGCUGAGGUUUUCCCCUGUAUCCCAUUACGAGUUUGUCACAACUGACUAUAAGGACCAGUAUGGCAAUGUUGUUCCUGAUUUCAAGAAAUUUGGUCGAGUGUUUUGGACGUACAAACAAUGUUGUGACGCAUUCAACUAUUGCAAGCCAAUGAUACAAAUUGAUGGCACAUUCCUCUACGGAAAGUAUAGUGGAACUUUGCUUAUUGCCACGACACAGGACGGGAACAGUAAUGUGUUGCCUUUAGCUUUUGCAAUUGUGGAGGGAGAAACACUCGGUGCUUGGACGUGGUUUCUUCGUCUGAUGCGUGUGCAUGUCACCAAGAAACAAGGGAUAUGUCUAAUAUCAGACAGACACGCUAGCAUUCUCUCAGCAGUGGGGAAUCCGUCUAACGGGUGGCAGCCACCAAACGCUUAUCAUGUGUAUUGCAUUCGCCACGUUGCCAGUAAUUUCAACAACAGGUUUCACAACACAGAGCAAAAAAAUGAACUGAUAAAUAUGGCUUACGAGCCUUGCCCAUAUCUUUUCGAGCAACGCUUAGCGGCGUUUCGAGGGCACAACACAGCUGUCCGGCAAUGGAUAAAUGACAUCAGUAAUGAGAAAUGGAGCCGAGCGUGUGAUGUGGAAGGUCGUAGGUAUGGCCACAUGACCACGAACUUAUCUGAGGCUGUGAACAAAGUGUUUAGGGGUGCUAGAAACUUGCCUAUCACUGCACUUGUUAAAUGCACAUAUGGCAGGCUUGUGGAAUAUUUUGUGCAGCGAGGUUCUGCAGCAGCAGCACAACAAAGAGCCGGCGACAUAUAUUGUAACAAGGUCAUGGAGGCCAUGACAAAGAAUGCGACGAUUGCCCAGUCUCACAUUGUGCGGACGUAUAGCAUAGAUAGGUCCAGGUUCGAAGUAGAGGAGGGAUUCAACCAGCAGAACCAUCGCAGUGGUUAUACGUGGCGACUGAACUUAGAUGAAAGAACUUGCGAAUGUGGGCGCUUCCAGACGUUCAAAUAUCCUUGUUCACAUGUGAUCGCCGCGUGCGCCAACCAGAGUUUAGACUAUCUUCAAUAUGUGGACCCUGUUUAUACGAUUCAGAACAUUGUGGAUGCGUAUUCAGGGCAGUGGUACCCCAUUGGGAAUGAUCUGAACAUGCCGCCCAGAGCUGGGCCUAUAAUUGCUCCAGAUCCUGCCAAAAUACGGAAGAAGGGUCGUCCAAGGUCUACCCGUAUAAGAAAUGAGAUGGACUUAAGGGAGAAUCAAUCUCAGCCGAGUCGGAGAUCAGUGUCACUACAAAGAUAAUUAUGUUGCUUUAAUUGUGCAAGCUCUUAAAUUAAUCACUGUGUGUAAGCUUGAAGUGUAGUCCAAAGUGUAAGGCGGUAUGUCAUUUGUGGUUGCGUGUGUAAACUCCAUAGGAAAGCUAGGAACCGAUGCAGCGGGAUGAGAUAUCCUGUCACUUGCAUGGCAAAGUGUAAGGCAACGAGCAGCUUGGUUCUGAAGGUCAUGAUCCGUGUAUAGUGGGCGACCUUCAGGUGUCAGUCCAUACCAUACAUGCUGAACGCGCAUAGCCUACAUUAUUAAUAACAGAGUGAGGAUGUUACGCACAUAUAUGAAUACAGAAGUAAAAAUAACACAACAAUUUAAAAAUAAUAACCAUUUGCCCCCUUGUUGCAGCCGCACGCGUCAACCAACGAACGGAAUACUUGUCGUACCAAAUCAUGUACUCAUCAUUUGGCCCAACAAGAGUAUUAGUCUCGGGUUGGUUAGCCAACCUCUGGUGCCUCUCCGACCACAGCUGUAUAAAACCACGCAUGUUAUGUACCCAAUCCUGCUUUUCCUUCCCUUUUAGAGAAAUAUCAUGCAUUUC
Molecule: messenger RNA, 3794 nt
Organism: Lotus japonicus
Lineage: Eukaryota; Viridiplantae; Streptophyta; Magnoliopsida; Fabales; Fabaceae
Exons: 4
Coding region: 620-3229 (869 amino acids)
Molecular function (GO): zinc ion binding
Source: RefSeq, a predicted model, not a curated record